AUGGCGCCUUACAAUAUUGCGUUCUUUUCUGUGGUCACGGCGUUGCUGUCCACCACAGCAGCAGGCCAGCGCAUCAGCACCGGCUUUGGGGGGUCCGGGAUAAGGGGCGGCGGAUUCGGCAGCGGCUUUGGCAGCGGCCUGGGCGGCGGCCUGGGCCAGGCUGAUCCCCGGCUGCGGGUCCUUCAACCCAUCCCCAAGGCUGCGUUCAGCGGCACCGGCACCAUUCAGGUGUCUGACCGCCGGAGUAGCACGGGCAGCCUCACUGACCGAAGGAGCAGCAGCAGCAGCAGCGGCAGCAGCAGCGGCAGCGCCGGCAGCACCGCGAGCGGCGUUCUCAGGCGGGGCACUUCAACAAGUUCGGUCACCACGGGGGUGCUUGUGAGCGGCGGCCGCACCCAGCCAAAGCAGCAGCAGGGGCAGCUGAGCAGCACCACCAGCGCAGCCGGCCGCGGCGGCGGCGGCGGUGUUGGCACGAUCGUGCUGCGCUCCCCGGCAGCGGCGCCCAAAACGACGUUCACGACCGGCGUCUUGACUGUCUCCAACAAGGCCCAGGCCAACCAAAAGCAGAACCAGCAGGCGUGGAAGGCCGGCCAGAGCAAGCAGCAGGCGCAGCAGACGCGGGCGGCCGUCGCGCAGCGGCUGGCUCGAAUCGGCGCCUACGGCGCCGUCGGGGCCGGGCUGCUGCAGGCAGCAGCGGCGCAGCUGCGCAGCAACUAUGCCAGCGGCGCCGCCGCACCCAACGGAUGGCUGCCCGGAGCGGGCGCGCCGGCAGGCGAUGAGCCCGCACCGGGGCCAGAGACCGAGCCGGCGCCGGGGCCAGAGCCCGAGCCGGCGCCGGAGCCCGAGCGCGAGCCCGAGCCGGUGGGGCCAGAGCCCGAGCCGGCGCCCGAGCCCGAGCCCGAGCCAGCAACAGAGCCCGAGCCCGAGCCCGAGGCCGCACCUGAGCCCGAGCCAGCCGGCGCCCGCGGCUAA
This is a messenger RNA of Monoraphidium neglectum, 972 nucleotides long. RefSeq lists its product as hypothetical. The transcript is spliced from 2 exons. Bases 1 to 972 code for a protein of 323 amino acids. The record is from RefSeq and is a predicted model, not a curated record. Lineage: Eukaryota; Viridiplantae; Chlorophyta; Chlorophyceae; Sphaeropleales; Selenastraceae.